AUGGCAGCCACUGGCAGAGUGCGGAUCGGUGCCUGGGCUGUUGCCCUGGCCCUCCUGGCGAUUUCUCAUGCAGUGCAGGCGACCACAUACAACUACGAUGUCGUCGUCUACGAAAGUACUCCAGGCGGUAUCAUGGCCGCGGUGGCUGCGGGCCGGCGCAACAUGACGGUGGCUGUGGUGGCCGCCUGGCCCUUUAUCGGUGGAAUGUGUGCGGGCGGUCUCGGCAAGACGGACACCGGCAACACCGAUGUUAUCGGCGGUUAUGCACACGAGUUUUUCGCCCGCAACGGCAAGGUCUACGGCGAGGGUGGGCCCGAGUACACCCUGGAGCCUCACGUGGCCCGUGACAUCUUCAUGGAGAUGAUGCAAGAGGCCAACGUGGACUUGUUCCGCAACCAGACCGUGGACACGGCUGAGACGGAUGGCACCAAGAUCACGUCCUUCACCACCUUGAUGGGCGACACUUUCAACGCCAAGGUCUUUGUCGACGCUAGCUAUGAAGGCGAUCUGCUCGCCCGUGCCGGUGCCUCCUACUUUGUCGGCCGCGAAGGCCGUGCUCGUUACAACGAAUCAUUGGGUGGUAAUUAUCCCUUUGAUGCCAAUCACGAAUUUGAGACGCGCGUGGAUCCUUACGACGAGAACGGCAAUCUUAUCGCUUGGGUGUCCACCGAUGGGCCCGGCAUCCCCUACGCUGAGGACAAGCAUGUUCAGUCCUACAACUUCCGCCUUUGCGUGACCAAGAACACGAGCAACCUUGUUCCCUUUACCGAACCGGAGGGCUAUGACCCAAAGACCUGGGAACUGGCACGCCGUUUUUACAAUGGGUCGAAGCCAUCGAUUCCCAGCUGCAAUACUGGCAAGGUGCCCAACGACAAGUAUGACAUGAAUAACUGUGGACCGGUGUCCACCGACUUGAUUGGUGGCGCCGACGAGUACCCCGAGGCAAACUACAGCACACGUAUGCAAAUCUGGAAAAGGCACAAGGACUACAUGCAAGGGCUCUUCUGGUUCCUUUCCACGGAUGAGAGCCUGCCAGAAGAUUCACGCAAAGCCAUGCAACAGUGGGGCUACUGCAAGGAUGAGUUUGUGGAAACGGGCCACUGGCCCUGGCAGCUAUAUGUGCGCGAGGCGCGUCGCCUCAUUGGCGACGAGGUCUUCACCCAAAACACAGUCAUGGACAAUACGGGCAGUGGCCUUGGCAGCCUCUCUAUCGGCAUGGGCAGCUACAACUUUGAUACACAUAACGCCGUCCGGUACGAUCACGGCACCAAACUGGCUUUCACGGCCAGAAAUUGGGACAGGUACCUCACCCGUGUGUUGUGUGCGAGUAGCUACGUUUGUGACGACCCGGCUGUCUGCACCAAGUUUCAGAUCCCUUACGUGUUCAACGAAGGCGACGUGGAAACUCACCCUGGGCAUGAGUACCAGAUCCCGGUCUCAGUGAUCUUGCCAAAGAAAGCCGAGCUGACCAAUCUUCUUGUCCCCGUUUGCGUUUCAGCAUCACACGUUGGCUAUGCUACGCUUCGCCUGGAGCCGCAGUACAUGAUCAUGGGACAUGCUGCUGGUGUCAUUGCCACGCACGCUGUGCAAGCCGGUGUGGCGGUUCAUGAUGUUAACAUGACGAACGUGGCAGCGGAGCUGGACCGGGAUGGUGCCAUCCGCUCCAAUCUUCCGCCCACGCCCACGCCCACACCCGCCAACUGUACCUAUGUGGAAGGCUAUGACUACGACCAUAAACCGUAUUCCUACCCAGCCAGCUCCCAGCAGGAGUGCUGUGACAUCUGCGCCGGCUUUGAUGACUGUGCUUUUGCCAUCUGGCGCCAUAGUGGCUCUCCCGCCAAUACAUGCUGGCCGGGCACUAGCUAUGACAACAAGGUGGCCACCGACGGUGUGUCCGUAUGUCAAAUCUCAAAGUAG
Monosiga brevicollis MX1 is the source of this 1917-nucleotide messenger RNA. RefSeq lists its product as uncharacterized. The coding region runs from base 1 to 1917 and encodes 638 amino acids. Lineage: Eukaryota; Choanoflagellata; Craspedida; Salpingoecidae. The transcript has 16 exons. The record is from RefSeq and is a predicted model, not a curated record.